Molecule: messenger RNA, 897 nt
Organism: Ipomoea triloba (trilobed morning glory)
Lineage: Eukaryota; Viridiplantae; Streptophyta; Magnoliopsida; Solanales; Convolvulaceae
Product: nudix hydrolase 1-like
Exons: 2
Coding region: 1-558 (185 amino acids)
Biological process (GO): dGTP catabolic process
Cellular component (GO): cytosol
Molecular function (GO): 8-oxo-7,8-dihydrodeoxyguanosine triphosphate pyrophosphatase activity
Source: RefSeq, a predicted model, not a curated record
AUGGCGCCAAUACCAAAAACGACACGCAUAAAAUCCUGCACGAAACAGAGCCAAACCCGCUUCCGUUCUCUCCGUUGCUUAUCGAUUUUGGAAUUUGGACAGUCAACAGUGACCUGCAAAAUGGAAAAUGGCGCCGCAUCGCCGCCGGUGCCUAAGGUAGGGGUGGCGGUGUUUUUAUUAAAUGGAAAUAAGGUGCUGUUAGGCCGUCGCCUCUCUUCCGUCGGCUACAACACCUUCGCCCUCCCCGGCGGACACCUAGAGUUCGGAGAAAGUUUUGAAGAAUGUGCAGCCAGGGAGGUGAAGGAGGAGACCGGAUUGGAUAUUGAUAAAACCGAGUUCUUGACAGUUGUCAACAAUGUGAUGAUCACAGAGAAAGUGCACGUUGUUUGCAUCCUAUUACGAGCAAUCCUGGCUGAUCCUGCUCAGGUUCCACAAAAUGUUGAGCCUGAGAAGUGUGGUGGUUGGGAAUGGUAUGAUUGGAACGAGCUCCCAAAGCCACUCUUUGGACCUUUGGAGGAUGUGGUUCAGGCUGGGUUUAAUCCAUUCCCUACAAACUAAAACCAUUUCCUUAGAUUAUUGCAGAUUUUCCGAUGGAUCAAACCUCCAUUUGCUGGAGAAUGCUGCUGCAAUAUGAGCUUAGACCUUAGCACGAUCUGUUUAUUAUAAUAUUCGUAGUCUCUAAUCUAUUCGGGAAAAGUUUUAUGAAAACUAAUAUUAUGUCAAUCCACUUUGCUGGUUGCUACAAGUAUGUUGAUGUGGGUAUAAUUAAGUUGAGGUGAAAGUGAUGAGAGGAAUAUAUUAUUAGUUAUAUAUAUGUAAAAUGUUGAAGUGUAUUUGUGGCGUUCACUUGUAACACAUCAUCCGUAAAAACCUCAUUGGAGGAGUUUUUUUGGCAAA